AGUUCUUUUGAACAGUCUUGUGCUUUCGCGAUCUGGCCACUUGGCGGGGUUCGCGUUUUCAAAAUUCCUCAAAACAUAAGCGCACAAGUAUCACUGAAUCGCUCGCCAAGCAUACUGGUACUCGCUUCAUUUUCCCUGUAUCACCUCUGACCCCGACUCGGAGUCGUAAUGUAUCCCAAGCUUGGUAAUUUUUUCGCAAACAGCGGGAUUGCAGGUCUUGCGAUCCUUCUCUUUGCCAAGACGGUAGACUGCAUCACUCCGCUAUCAUCUGGCCUCGCUAGCACUGGAAAAUGCAAACCGGUGACUUGGGAAGAUUCCACAACCCCCCGCCGUCCAGCCGCCACGAUUUCACGACCACGCGCGUGCACAACUCACACAACCAUUCAUGGGAUCAGAGGUGCCGACACAAAGCCUGGAGAGAUCAACUGCCGCUAUACUAGCGACACCAAUGAGAACGUGGGUCCGGAGACCUGUCAAAAGCUCGCAACUCAUUACGGGAUCACACUAGACAAGUUCUUCUUCCUCAAUCCUUCUCUGGACCGAGACUGCGGGAACAUACUCCCUUGCGCCUCAUACUGCACUCGUGGAUUCGUCGAACCGAAAAGAGCUUGGGAUGGCAUCUGUGGCCCGUCGCGCCCGGGGGUCACCUGUGUCGGGACUAAUGGGCAAUGCUGCAACUCUGAGACUUGGCGAUGUGGUCAAAGAGACAUAGACUGUGCUCCUGGCACCUGCUGGGAGGGUAUUUGCUGGGGCCACAAGGUGUACACCACCGAUGGGACCUGCGGAUAUGCAAACGGGAAUCGCAAGUGUGCUGGCAAGCAGGGAACUUGCUGCAGCGUUUAUGGCCGCUGCGGAAGACAUGAAGACUUUUGCGGCGCUGGAAACUGCCAAUCCGGAGACUGUGAAAGUUCACAGCCACAUAUGGAUGUAUUCCUUAUGAAGGAGCAGAUGUGCCGCCUUUGAGUAGUGCAUCUACACAGACAGAGACGGCAUUGGCCGGAAUGUCUUUCUGAAGUCUCCCUCUGGUCUGGUUAAGGGGGUAUCUCGGAUUUUGACGAGGGUGGGACCGUGUGAAAAUAAGAAUUGAGGGGCAUCCCCGCCUACGUGGGCAGCCUCAACUCGAUUGCACGGCUCUCCUAGUAAAAGCAAAUAAUCUUCAUGUCGUCUGAAAGGAAAUAAGCUUAUUUCACCUAGCGAUACAUCUAGAAAUAUUAG
Molecule: messenger RNA, 1215 nt
Organism: Colletotrichum acutatum
Lineage: Eukaryota; Fungi; Ascomycota; Sordariomycetes; Glomerellales; Glomerellaceae
Exons: 3
Coding region: 169-963 (264 amino acids)
Molecular function (GO): chitin binding
Source: RefSeq, a predicted model, not a curated record